GUUAAGAACCCUAACGACGAUGAGGAAGUGUUGGAAUAUCUUCGAUUCCGGUCUGACGUCCGUCGCCAACUCCGGUCCUCACGAGAGGAUUUGGAUUUGUCGAGUUCCAAAAUUUCGAGUUUUCAAAUAGAACAAGAUGAAGUUCAGGGUCAAAGUGAAAAUGAACAAAAUCAUGGAACUACAACUAGUAUGGACAGGAGAGGAGCUCCUGCGGAACAAGCAGAUGACCAGUUCUUGGAAGAGAUUGACCUAAACAGUACUAGUUCGAGUGGUGAAGCAAAAAUCGGAGAGAAGAAACAAAGGCGCUUUUGUGCAUG
Messenger RNA from Amoebophrya sp. A25, 317 nucleotides. The record is from the annotation of a GenBank genome assembly. NCBI's taxonomy places the organism in Eukaryota, Dinophyceae, Syndiniales, Amoebophryaceae.